AAUUUCACUCUAUGCCAAGAUGUGGAGCAAGAUUAUAUUCUACUUGGCCUGGUUUUUUUAUUCAGUUGAGCUUUCCUCAGCUUUCUUCUCCAGACCACAGCAUCAAGCUAUCACCAACAACGGGGCAAGCAAAACUCGAGUGGCCACAACAACUGUCACAGGUCAACAGUCAACUGAGUCUCAGAACAUCCCAACAACAGCAGCCGUUAAUCAACAACAACAACAGCAACAUCUUCCAAACUAUUUCUCAAACCACCAGACAGCAAACGUCAACCAACAUUCAGCUAUCCCAUCCAACCUCCAUGGCGUCCCUCCCGUUCAGCCUCACUCAUAA
Nilaparvata lugens (brown planthopper) is the source of this 334-nucleotide messenger RNA. RefSeq lists its product as uncharacterized. NCBI's taxonomy places the organism in Eukaryota, Metazoa, Arthropoda, Insecta, Hemiptera, Delphacidae. The record is from RefSeq and is a predicted model, not a curated record. The transcript is spliced from 2 exons. The coding region runs from base 20 to 334 and encodes 104 amino acids.